This is a messenger RNA of Lachancea mirantina, 1443 nucleotides long. NCBI's taxonomy places the organism in Eukaryota, Fungi, Ascomycota, Saccharomycetes, Saccharomycetales, Saccharomycetaceae. The record is from the annotation of a GenBank genome assembly.
AUGUCAAAUCCAGCAUUGCAAGUGUACGGUGGUGAUGAGAUAUCAGCAGUGGUGAUUGACCCCGGUUCUUAUAAUUUGAACGUGGGACAUUCCGGUACCGAUUGCCCACAAGUUUCAACGCCGUCGAGUUAUGGAGGAUUUACAGGUGAAGAGAAUAAGAAGCGGAUAUUUUCUGAGCAAGCUAUGAAGAUUGCACGAGAAAACUAUGAAAUCAAGCCUGUUGUCGAGAAUGGUUGUAUUACAGAUUGGGACGCUGCGGAAGAACAGUGGACGUGGGCCAUUGAAAACGAAAUGAGAUACGAAACAACCAAAGGGAUUCCAGCAUUUUUGACAGAACCCAUUUGGAACAAUGAUCAAAACCGGAAAAAAUCUUUAGAAGUGUUGCUGGAGAGUUUGGAAUUUGAAGCCUGCUACAUUGCACCUACACCGACUUGUGUGUCUUUCUCUAUGGGCAGACCGACUUGUUUAGUCGUGGACAUUGGGCACGACGUCGCGAGUGUCAGCCCUGUCAUUGACGGUAUGACCCUAACGAGGAACUCGACUCGAAAUUUUUUAGCAGGUCGGUUCAUGAACUCAAUUAUCGAAAAACAAAUGGAACCUAUUCAAGUUUGGCCAUUGUUCAAAGUGGCCUUUAAAAAGCCUCAAUUUGUCGAAAAGAAGUUCCCCUUUAGCGUGGACGAUUCACUCUCGACGUUUGCUACUGCCCGCGAGUUUUACCAAGAGUGUAAAGAAACGAUGCUGCAUAUUGCUCCCGUGAAUCUGGCGAAGUUCAAAGAAGACCUAAUCAAUACUUCCAAGAGAUCGCUAGAGGCUCCAUGGGGCCAGAAUAUUGUUUUUGAUAGUGAAACGCGUUACGGUUUCGGAGAACAGCUCUUUAAUCCUCAAAGUGAGAAUCUCAUAAAUUGGCCAACUUCUAUAGAUGGUGUCGUUGAGUCUUGGCAUAACGAUUACGUUCCACCCAAGAGAACAAAACCAAAUAAUAGCAACAAAGACAAGGAAGCAACGGCCGAAUCUACGCCCGCACCACCUGACGGAGCGGCAGUGGUAGCGGGUUCCGAAACCAUUAAUGAGAAUGGUAAACGACCACUCGAUGAACCCCAGGAGAGGGAGAACUCGGCAGCUGGUUUAAGUGAUCUGGUCUACUCUGCUAUUAUGAAUACAGAUGUGGAUCUACGAGCAGCCUUGGCCUACAAUGUCAUUGUUACAGGUGGCACAUCAUCGAUACCGGGUCUAACUGACAGGUUGAUGGAUGAAAUGAAUAGAAAAUUACCCGCUCUCAAGUUUAGAAUGCUCACCACGGGACAUCUGCGAGAAAGACAGUAUCAGGCAUGGCUCGGAGGCAGCAUCUUAUCUAGUCUUGGCACUUUUCAUCAGCUUUGGGUAGGCCGGAGAGAAUACGAAGAAGUGGGUGCCGAACGACUUCUAAAGGACAGAUUUAGGUAA